Messenger RNA from Monopterus albus (swamp eel), 5878 nucleotides. It is a transcript of the gene yeats2, whose product is annotated as YEATS domain containing 2. The record is from RefSeq and is a predicted model, not a curated record. Gene Ontology annotation, biological process: regulation of DNA-templated transcription. Lineage: Eukaryota; Metazoa; Chordata; Actinopteri; Synbranchiformes; Synbranchidae.
CUGUUUUGUAGAACAGUGGUCUCUGGUGGCUGAUGCUGAAGUGCAAGGCUAACUAUGCUCUAUUUAGUUAGCUUACUGGUCCAUCUCGAGAUUUAGCAAUUUACUAAACACGAGUGUGUAAGACUAAUAUCGCAUAACGCAAAGGAUAUGGUCACACUGAAUUAAAAUACACGCCUCACACAGAAACGUUUCUCCACAGUACAGGGCAGUCCCGCAACCAUGUCAGGAAUUAAAAGAAAAAUAGAAGGCAGUGAUCCGGACUAUGAGGACAUUACGCAGAUCCAAAAUAAUAAGAGAUUCAAAACGGCUGAACAUAAUGCCCGAGAAGCAACAGUACAGAAGAUUGAAACCAUCAUCAGAGAGCAGUUUUCUUUGGAGAUGAAGAACAAAGAGCAUGAGAUAGAUGUGAUAAGUCAGCGACUCCAUGAAGCCAGGAGGAUGAUGGACAAGCUAAGGGCAUGCAUAGUUGCCAAUUAUUAUGCCAGUGUUGGAAUCACAAAGCUUUCAGAGCAUGGCUCUAAGAGUGACCCUGCUUUGCUGCACCAUCCAGCCAUACGCCGCUUCCUGGGGUCCCCAUCCCGUUCUUCUUCCCCUCUCAACCAGGGCUCUGAGACGCCUUCUCUGGCGCACUCAGAGUCUGAGUCCCUCUCACAUCAAGGAGAGGGAGCUGAAAGGGAUGGAGAGGGAGCAUGGAGAGAGGACAGUAGCAAGCAGGAGCGCAGACCUGGACGUAAUACGGGCAAAGACACUUUUGGUGUGCCGUCGUCCAUAGGAACUGAGCACAGGGUGACUUACCACACUACUGGAGAUGAAGCCUCUAGACUCUAUGCAAAGAAGACAAUCGUAGUGGGGAAUGUGUCAAAGUACAUUCCCCCUGAUAAGCGGGAAGAGAAUGACCAGUCUACCCACAAGUGGAUGGUGUACGUCAGAGGCUCCAGAAGGGAACCCAGUAUAGAUCACUUUGUAAAGAAAGUCUGGUUUUUUUUGCACCCCAGCUACAAACCCAAUGACCUGGUGGAAGUCAGUGAGCCUCCCUUUCAUUUAACACGUCGUGGUUGGGGUGAGUUUCCAGUGAGGAUCCAGAUCCACUUCAAAGACCAUCGCAACAAACGUAUUGACAUUAUCCACCAGCUGAAGCUGGACAGAACUUACACUGGGCUACAGACUCUUGGGGCAGAAACUGUGGUUGAUGUGGAGCUCCUCAGGGACUCUCUCGGGGAGGACUACAUUCCUCAGCCCUCUUCCUCCAAGGCGGUUCGCAGAGCAGCCAGCCCUGUGUUGGCCACCUCGGUGGCCCAAAGUUAUGGACGCUGCACUUCGCCCACAUCACAUGAUCACAGUGUAGACAAAGGUUUCAUCAAAACAGAGACAGGGAGGUCUGCAGGGGGCCACAGUUCUGGCCUCACUGCUGGUGACCGCACCCCAACCCAGCCUGAAGCUAGUGACAGGAUCACCCUAGGUUCCCAUGGCAACUCUGCCUUCCAGCCCAUCACAGCAAGCUGUAAGAUUGUCCCGCAAGGACAGCCACCGAGUCGUGCUGAGUCUCCUGGAAAGUCAUUCCAGCCAAUCACCAUGAGCUGUAAAAUAGUUUCAGGAUCUCCGAUCUCCACCCCGAGCCACUCCCCACUGCCUCGCACACCCACCACCUCCACCCCUGUCCACAGCAAGCAGGGCUCUUCGUCAGUGCUCAACAACCCUUAUAUCAUUGUUGACAAGCCGGGCCAGGUGAUCAGCAUGGCUUCCUCAUCAGCUGCCUCCACAGGAAGUCCCUCAGCUAAACAGUCUGUUCCUCAAGGCACUCGCUCUCCAGCCCCGAAAGUUCAUACUGGCACCUUCCUCUCCUCAGGGAUGAAGGUAAUUAUCAAGCAAGAACCAGGGGAAGUUUCAACACAGCAGCAGCAGAUGGUCUCCACGGUAACCAGCCAGCAGCAACCUGCAGCUACAGCAGCACACCAGUUUGUCGCAGUGAAGGGAGGUCACAUGCUCUCUGUGUCAGCCCAGAAACAGGCAACAGGGACUACAACUAGCAAGAUGUUAGGUAUUCCUGUUAGCUCGACACUUCAGUCUGCAGUCAAACAAGUUGCUAUCAGCAGUGGACAGAUUCUGGUCUCCAAGGGCAACCCCUCUGCCUCCAAGGUGAUGGGCGGGAAGCAGGUUUUGGCUCAGGGAGUUGCUAAGGCCAUCGUCAGUGGAGCCAGUGGCAUCUCUGGUCAGCAGGUAGCAGCCAAAGCAGCUGGGGGUUCAAGUGGCAAGAGUGGAGUGAUGGCUACUCUUCAAUUGCCAGCCAACAACCUGGCCAAUUUGGCCAAUUUGCCUCCAGGCACCAAGCUGUACCUGACCACCAACAGUAAGAACCCCUCAGGGAAGGGAAAGCUGCUUCUCAUCCCACAGGGAGCUAUUCUUCGAGCAUCCGGUGCAAGUCAGCAGUCCCAGAGCAGCUCGUCUGCAGGAGCAGGAGGCUCACAGACCUCCUCCUCUUCCAGCAAUCUGCCCUCCAACCUCUCUUACACGUCAUAUAUCCUUAAACAGACGCCACAGGGUACAUUUCUGGUUGGUCAGCCUGCACAGGGCACAGGGAAAAAAAAUUCAGCAGGUCACGCAACAUCAUCUCCAGCAGUUGUUAACCAGCAGGCCAUCCGGGUGACUGCUGGACAGAAGGCGGCCAUUCUGGCUCAGGUGGUGGGCAGCUCCCAGGGUGCACAGGUGAAGCUGUCUGACGGCUCUAUCAAGACAGUAACAGCAGCAGCAGCAGGUCACUUGUCCAAGCCGGGGACCACCACACUGAGAAUGACAGGUGGAGUCAUCACUGCUGCUAGCUCCACCCCCGGCUCAGCCAGCGCAGCAGCAGCAGCCAGCCAACAACAGGCUGCCGAUGGCGGGAAGUCUGCCCUUCAGCAUCACUCACUUCUGGUCGCAGCCAACCAAGCAGCAGUCAUCAGUGCAGCUAAGACUGCCAGUGCUGCUGCCAGUGGCACUCUGUCGAAGACAGCUGUGGCCACUUUGGUCAAGGGUGCUGGCACCUCUGCCACCGUGACAAAGAGUGCUGCAGGUUCAACAGGAGCUGUAGCAACUGUUACCAAAGGUGUCACCAACAUGCCUGUCAUCAACAUGCCCAAAGGUGCAGGUGUGGGGGCUGUGGUGGGUGUACCCAAAAGCAGUGGCACCUCAUUGGUCUCGGCAGCCUCAUUAGUCAGCGGGAUGGCAUCCGGAGGUGGCAAGACUGGUGCGGCUCUCUCCGGUAUGCUGAAGAUCCACUCUGGGGGUUCCAGCUCCCAGCAGACAGUCUUAACCAUUCCUGCCAAUCAGCUUAAACAGUUGGGGGUUGGCACUGGGUCUGGAGGGCUGCAGGCCAUAGUUAUGCCUGUUGGGAAAGUAGUGUCUAAAGGCCCAGUCUCCACUACUUCUUCCUCCUCCUCCUCUUCCACCACCCCUGGAGCAGCUGGAGCUGGAGCCUCCCCAAGUCCUGCUAGCCAGGCCUCCUCUUCCCUUGUCCUGCCUCUAGCACAGGUGAAGACAGAGCCAGGUGCUGGCACAACUGUCACAGCUGUUACACCACCAGUGACUGCUCCUCCCCCCACUUCUGUCCAUGUUGCCUCUGAGGCUACCACCGUCAAGCAGGAACAAGGGGCAGAUAGUGCUGUGCAUGACCUCAUCAACACUGAGCACAUAGAGACCAUGAUGCAGCUGCUGACAGCUGUGGUGAAGAAGUUCCCUCUGAUUGUGCCGGAUAAGACUGAAGACUCCCAUCCAUUCUGUGCCUCUUCGACAGAACAGUAUUACUCCUGGAAUAUUGGCAAGCGCAGAGCAUCAGAGCUUCAGCGAGCGGUGGCAGUGAAGCGGGUUGUCCAGGAUGUGUUGGACCGCUCACCCCGUCUGCAGGCCUUCACUCCCCCAAAGACAAGAGAGGUGGUGCAGUGGUGCCGGCAGAGGGGCUACACACCACCUGACCCCGAGCCCCAACGCAGGAAUGAUGAUGAGUCCAUUGAGGACAUUCUCACACAGAUAGAUAGUGAACCUGAGUGCCCGUCGACCCUGAGUAGCUACGACGAGCUGGUGCUGCGGCUGGAGCAGAUGCAAGCUCUGCUCAAGACUGAACCAGAGGAGGCAGACGAUGAAGUAGUUGACAUCAUCACUGUUACUCCACCUUGCCAGAAACUAAAGGUCAAAGAGGAGGAGCAAGAAGCUGACGUGGAGCCCAAGUUCUUCCUGGGACCCUGUAUGUCCACCCAGUUUGUCAGUGAAACAGCUCAGCAGAUCGGGGUAACCUUCCAGCCAGUCGAGGUGGAGAAGAAUGUUUUCGCUCCAGUGGCCGAGGCCAUGAUUCUGAAGGCUACAGAGCAGUUUGCCAGUGAUGUCCUGAGAGAAGCUCUGGCUGGGGCUUAUGCCAAAUCCCCUCAGAACAGGGCUCCCAGAGAGAUUACAGCCAUGAAUGUCCACCAGGCGCUCAAUAGCAUCCCCACCUGUGAUGUUCUCACCAAUGCACACUUGGGUUACUUGGCUAAGGACAAAUGAAGAUAACAAGACUGAACAACGGCUGGUAAAUGACAACAUGUAAAAGAUAUGGAGACUGUCUGACCUGCUUAACUCUUAAACUGACAGCUCUGCUGUGUGAAUAUUCACACCUGGAUGUAGUCAUGUUGCCUCAGGUUGUGCAGUUAAUAACUAAUGUACUGUAUUUAUUAACUUGAUCAUAGAAGGGCUCAGCUUGCUUCUCAUAGCAGCAGAACAACAAAUGUUUCUAAAACUCUGGGUAUAUUGUAACAUUUUAGUCCUAAUGUGUUGUAGCACUGUGAGGCUAGUGUUAUUUGAUUUUGAGAGGCUGUUGUGCUCUCCCUUACCUCAUAACAAGAUUGCUUUAACAAUGAAGUGUUUCCUGCCAGACAGGCAGCCAGUCAGCGAGGACCUGAAGCCUGACUUACAGUACAGACAGUUGUCCCUUUAUUCUUCAUUCUGCUGUCAUGUCCCAUCAACUGGGAACAAGUCUCAGUUUACUAUCAGAGAUGAACCACAGAUUUACAGCAAGUUGGAAACACUAAUGAACGUGUGUGUUAGGAUCCCCCUAUCAGUCACAUUGAUCAUAAUGUCUGCUUGGUACUUUGGGCCAAGCAAACAGGGCAGUAGCUACAAAGGUGUCAGGUCCAUGGCAACCAGUAGUUCAUCAUUGAAAACAUCCUGUCAUAUAUUUCAGUGUUACCUGUCUGAGGUGACUCUGAAAUACAAUAAUGUUUUCUAAGGCUCUUCGGGAGAGGUAAGAGAUUUAUGUUUCAUAUAUUGAAGUUUAUGUCACUUUGAGAAAUAUAAUGUCUGACUGUAAUAAGAUACAGGUACAGUAAUAGUCAAAUGAACAAAUUGUUCCAUUAUUAUGAAUUUUAAGAUAAUUUAAGGGGUACCUUCUCCCCUUCAUGACCCGGUUUGACAACCUGUCAGUGUUUUGAAGUGUUUAACAGCCUUAAUGUAUUUAUCAUGUAAUGUACACAGUAUAUGACCAAUAUGAAAUAGAUGUUUUCAAAUCCUGUUUUAUUUUUUUAAUCUAAUAUCAACACCUGCAAAUAACAGUGCCCUAACAGUAGUAUGUGUGUUUGGGUGUAUGAGUAUGUGUGGGUGGAUGUAGUUGUCCCAGAUAUUAAUGUGAAGAUGAGUCCGUGAGUGUGUGUGUGUUUUGUUGGUAAUUCUGUUUAAUGUAGAGCUUUGCAUGAUGUUCAUAUAUGGAUGACUGGACAAUUUCAAGUGUUUGGGCAGAGUGGUUGUGAUAACCUGAUGAACCAAAUUAGUAUAGAAGAUAACCCAAACAAUGUAUUUUCAUGUUUCAGUGCAAACCAAAAAUAUCAUCAAUAUUCUUGUAAUAAACAAACAACUCUGGUUGCAUUAUUUCUUGUGA